UGCUGUAGUAGUAGGCGGGGCCCGGAGGUCACAGUGACCGGUACAUGCGGUCGCUAUGGCUGGGCUGGUGGACUUCAAGAGUGAGGAAGAAGUGAAGGAGUUUCUUGACAACCUGGGCACCGAGUACUCCUAUCAGUGCCACCGAGAGAAGGACGCGGAUGGGUGUCACCGUUUAGCUGAGUAUUUAGAGAAUAUAAAAAAAAACUUUGAAGCUACGGCCAAAGUACUGAAGAUUAACUGUGAGCAGAACGACCAUAGCGAGAGCUGCUUCAAACUGGGGGCGUACCAUGUGACGGGGAAAGGAGGUCUUCCAGUCGAUCUAAAAGCUGCCUAUAAUUGCUUCCUGAAAUCAUGUCUUAAGGGAGGGAAGAAAUCCAUUGAUUCCUGCCAUAACGUUGGGCUGUUGGCGCAAGAUGGUUGCAUAAACGACGAUGGGAAACCCGAUGUACGUGUAGCCAGGGAUUAUUAUACCAAGGCUUGCGAAGGCAAAUUCGCACCAAGUUGCUUCAACCUUAGUGCAAUCUACCUGGAGGGAUUACCCGGAUUUCCCAAGGAUAUGACUCGCGCUCUGCAUUUUUCGGAGAAGGCCUGUGAACUGGGACAUAUCUGGGCAUGCGCUAAUGCCAGCCGAAUGUACAAACUUGGGGAUGGCGUCAAAAAAGAUGACGCCAAGGCAGAAACUUUAAAAAAUCGUGCCAAGGAUCUCCACCAAAAACAAAAGGAGUCUCAAGAAAUUACUUUUGGGUUGUAAAGAACAACAGAUUAAAAGAAUGAUUUUCAGGGAUACAGCCACAUGGACAAUAUGUGUAAUAAAAUUAUGUAAUCAC
Messenger RNA from Bufo bufo (common toad), 827 nucleotides. Its product is annotated as cytochrome c oxidase assembly factor 7. The coding region runs from base 56 to 751 and encodes 231 amino acids. Gene Ontology annotation, molecular function: protein binding. The record is from RefSeq and is a predicted model, not a curated record. The transcript is spliced from 3 exons. NCBI's taxonomy places the organism in Eukaryota, Metazoa, Chordata, Amphibia, Anura, Bufonidae. Gene Ontology annotation, cellular component: mitochondrial intermembrane space.